This is a messenger RNA of Cotesia glomerata, 2009 nucleotides long. RefSeq lists its product as uncharacterized. The record is from RefSeq and is a predicted model, not a curated record. The transcript has 8 exons. Bases 603 to 1934 code for a protein of 443 amino acids. NCBI's taxonomy places the organism in Eukaryota, Metazoa, Arthropoda, Insecta, Hymenoptera, Braconidae.
CUUUUGAUACGAUACUUUUUUUUUUAUUAAGUAAUGUGUACUGUUUACCACUUACAAUCAACACUUAAUUAAAAAUAUAUGACGAAUUCACUACAACGCAAUAAAUAAUUAACAGAUUCAACAGAUAAUUCCAAGUGUCUUCAACUUUGCGCGCUCUCAAAUAAUGGCUGGAUUCUUCGAGAAUAUUCCUCUUGAUACACUAACACUAACACAUCUACAAUCUCAAGUCUCAUGCUUACGACGACAUGCGCAGUAAACUUAGCUCAUGCGCAUUUAACCAUUUUGUCCCGACACCAGUACUCAAUCCAAAAGUUAUUCUGCCAUCCAGAAGUACAACGUAGUACAUACUGAACGCGUCUAGAGAUAUUUGUUUAUUAUUAUUAUUGUGAAAAAUAUUGAGUUGUGAUAAGCAUCUUGAAAAUUCUGGACAAUUAAAUUUAGAUCAAAAGGAACCUAAUUUAUUUUAUAAUGAAUGGGAAUCAAGGAAAAUCACGGACAGCUAUUUUUAAGAGGAAUAAGAAAAAAAUAGAAAAUCAUCGAAAAUUGUAUCCUAAAGAUAAAUUGCUGCAGCUUCUUCCCGAUGGAUUCUUGGAAGAAAUGAUAUGGAAACUCUAAAGCAAUCUAUACAAUUAGAUAAAAAAUUGAAAGUUAGAAAAAGUUUGUCUAUCGUUGAUGGACCUGAGAGCAAUGGCGCUAAAAAAAGGCGAAUCACAAUUUCAGAGAAACAGGAUGUCAAUUUAAAAAAGAAAAAGAUUAAUCAGGCUACGAAGGAUGUUUUCAGUCGAGAGGAUGGCGCUUUUGUGAAUUAUGUAAAGCCGAGAUCUAUUUCCAACAAAACAGUAGACAAGCGAAUCAUCGAACAUAGUGACAAUGAAGAUGGCGAUGGUGAAGACAAUCAUGAUGCAGAUGAACGUUCAAAUAGCACCCAAAAUGUAGAUGAAGGCUCUAGAAUACUUGAAAAUUUGGAAAAUUUGCGGGCAAGGCAAGAGGGACAAGCUGACCAGAGUAACGCAGGAACUAGUCGGCGAAUUGAUGAAAAUAAUUUGGAUGGCCAUGGUGAAUAUGAGUUAUUGGAAAUAACGCUGCCAGUUGUAGAUGCUGACUUGGAUACUAUUUAUGCAUCAUCACCAAUUAUUCCAGAAGAAGAAGAAGAAGAAGAUAAUUCUGCAAUAUCUUUAAACGAUGAUCAGAACGAAGAUCCAAAUGACGCUGAAAAUGGUUUAACUGAGAAUGGUUCAACAUCAAAUAAUCAACCUUUUGACCAGUUAUUUUCUAAUUUAUGGCCAGAAACAAAUAAUUCAAACGUUGACCAGGAGAAUCCAACAGUAACUGUGAGUAUCACGCAGUUAAAACAGUGUUUUAAGGAAUUUGGGAAACAUUUCAUGGGAAAUAUGCUACAAAUACAGAAAGAUACGAAGAAUAAUGAAGAAGAAUUUGAGAUACCUCCGGUUGUCAACAAUAAGAUCAAAAUUUUUGGAAUAGAUCUUGAUGCUGAACAGCUUUACAAAGCUAAAGAUGUAAAAACCAUGAGACAUUGUGUAAAUAAUGUUUUGAGAGCAUUUUGGCCACUUGAAACCCGAAAAAGAUUGGUUUUGUCAGAUAGAGCGGGAAAGCCUGCUAACAGAAUUACAAUUCAACAGGAUGAAAUUGAAAAGAUCAAAAAAAUCUGUAAGCUGCUCCAGAAAGGACGUAAUUUUGACAAAAAAAAUCCAGAUAAUUGUAUUGAAAAUAUAAGAUCCUGGAUUGAUGCAGUGUUAAAAAAUGAUAGAAGGCCACUACUGACAGAGGAACAAAAAAAAGUCAGGAAUGAAAAAGCAAAGCAGUGGCGAGAACAACAAAAGUUACCCCCAACAGAAGGAGGUACCAAUGUUAGCGGUCGAAAAAGACAACAGAAGUCUUCUAAGAGUAAUAAACAAGACCAAAAAACUGUUUGACCACGUAGUUAAAAAAAUUAGAUAUAUCUAUCCUUAAAAAUAAUUAUAAUCUCAUUUAAAAACUUUAAUAUUCUA